GGGGGGGCUGCUCUGAGUAGAGUGAUCGCAGGAAACUCCCUCGAGCCUUCAGCUCCUUCACUCCCCGUCCUGCCUGCGAGUCGCACGGGACUCGCGGAUCUCCCUUUUACGCACACCGAGAUGGAGAAAGCCCACGGCGGGAUGCUCGAAUCCGUGGGUGACAUCAUCGACUUCAACGACAUGAAGCUCCCCGGCGGCGACGGUUACGCGGCCGCCGGCGUGCCGGCGAGCCAGGGCGACGGCUCGGUGUUCAGAGACUGCGCCAACCUGUUGGACGCCCCGCAAGAGGAGCACCGUCAGCGGGAGGAGGAAGGGGAGACGACCCCGUACGAGCGCGGAAGUGACUUUUUAAAAUGGGAGCAUUUCGUCAAGAACAACGUGGCGCAGGUCGGCUCGAGUAUGUCGUCGAAGUUCAUCAAGGACGAGCAAGAAGCGUCCGUCAUCAUGGAGGCGCCGUGCCCGGCCUUCGAGGAGCUCGACGGCUGCUCCCAAGGCGGCCGCAAGCAGCCCCACUUCGGCUUCGGAGAGCCCGAGUGCGCGCGCUUCGCGCCGGUGGGUCCCCGGCCGGCGCAGGAGGCUUCGCCCAACUUCCUGGUGCACGCCAACCCCGCCGAGCAGAUGGCCCAGCGGGGCCAGGCGAGGGCCGACUCCCGCGGAGGCUUCGCCGGCAAGGGCGCCGCGCUCCACUUGGACGCCAGCGCGCCCUCGCCGGCUCACCUGAACGUGUUCAAGAGCGAGGUGGCCCGCUGGCAGGUGCCCGCCGUCGGCCCGGGGGAGGCGCAAUUAUGGUGCCAACCGGCCGGGGUGACGGAGGACCCGUUCGGUUACAAUGGGAUGCACAGCCAGGCCGUGGCCCAGCGGAACCAGACGCCUUUCAACGCCUUUGCCGGUAUGCCUCCUCAGAGGUCCUGUGUGAUCUGUGGCGACGAGGCUUCCGGGUGCCACUACGGAGUUCUAACCUGCGGCAGCUGCAAGGUGUUUUUUAAAAGAGCAGUGGAAGGUCAUCACAGCUACCUGUGCGCCGGGCGGAAUGAUUGCAUCGUGGACAAGAUCCGGAGGAAAAACUGUCCCGCAUGUCGCCUGCGGAAGUGUUAUCAAGCGGGAAUGAUGCUGGGAGGCAGGAAGCUGAAACGUUUCGGAGCCCUCAAGGCGCUGGGCUUGUCGCCCUCCGUCAUGUUCCCGACGCACUUGUCCGUGCCGGGCGACACUCAGGCACUGGGCACCGUGGCGGGCAUGACGGGCAUCCAGGAGAUGCAGUUUUCCCAGCACAUCAGCGCCAUCCUGGAGAACAUCGAACCCGAGGUGGUGUUUUCGGGCUACGACAGCGCGCAGGCCGACGUCCCCCACGUGCUGCUCAACAGCCUCAACAGGCUGUGUGAGAAGCAGCUGCUGUGGAUCGUAAAGUGGUCCAAGUCUUUGCCAGGCUUCCGCAAUCUUCACAUCACCGACCAGAUGACUCUCAUCCAGUACUCGUGGAUGAACCUGAUGGUGUUUUCUCUCGGCUGGCGCUCCUUUCAGAACGUCACCAGGGAAUAUUUGUACUUUGCGCCUGACCUCGUGCUAAGCCUGGAACAAAUGAGAAGAUCCCCCAUUUACGACCUGUGCGCCGCCAUCCAGUUCAUCCCGCAGGAGUUUGCCAACCUUCAAGUAACCCGCGAGGAAUUUCUGUGCAUGAAGGCCAUCAUCUUGCUCAACACAGUGCCUCUGGAGGGUCUGAAAAGCCAAGGCGCCUUUGAGGAGAUGCGGCAGAAUUACAUCCGGGAGCUGACCAAGGCCAUCCACGGGAAGGAGAAGGGCGUGGUGGCCAGCUCGCAGCGUUUCUACCACCUGACCAAGCUCAUGGACGCCAUGCAUGAAAUCGUGAAGAAGGUCAACCUGUUCUGCCUGAGCACGUUCAUCCAGGCCGACGCCAUGAAGGUGGAGUUCCCCGAGAUGAUGACGGAGGUGAUCGCCUCGCAGCUGCCCAAGGUCCUGGCGGGCAUGGUGAGGCCGCUGCUCUUCCACCCCAAGUGACCCGCACGGUGACUGGAUUUCUUUGUCUUUCCCCCUUCGAAUCAAUCUUUUGC
This is a messenger RNA of Hippocampus zosterae (dwarf seahorse), 2066 nucleotides long. It is a transcript of the gene pgr, whose product is annotated as progesterone receptor. The transcript has 8 exons. Gene Ontology annotation, biological process: regulation of DNA-templated transcription. The record is from RefSeq and is a predicted model, not a curated record. Gene Ontology annotation, molecular function: zinc ion binding; sequence-specific DNA binding; DNA-binding transcription factor activity. Bases 121 to 2013 code for a protein of 630 amino acids. Lineage: Eukaryota; Metazoa; Chordata; Actinopteri; Syngnathiformes; Syngnathidae.